Messenger RNA from Musa acuminata AAA Group (dessert banana), 6030 nucleotides. RefSeq lists its product as uncharacterized. The record is from RefSeq and is a predicted model, not a curated record. Bases 1315 to 2595 code for a protein of 426 amino acids. The transcript is spliced from 2 exons. Lineage: Eukaryota; Viridiplantae; Streptophyta; Magnoliopsida; Zingiberales; Musaceae.
AGGGAAGAAGGAAAUAGUGCAGUGGAAGGGGGCUGCGGUUGUGAUCGCAGUUGCGGUCGUGGCUGCGAUUGUGGCAGCGGCAGCGACGGCGGCUGUGGCAGCUGUGUUUGGGAAAGAAAAAGAAGGAAUGAGAGUAAGAGAGAGCAGGUGACUGUGCCUCGAUGUUCGACACGUGAUGUAGUUACGAAGAAAGGAAGAAAACGGGAGCGCAAAACGAAACAGAGAGAGGACACGGAGGAAAAGUAGAAAGAUUGGAUUGGCACCUUCCUUGGAUAUUCAGAUCAAAAUAUUUGAAAGGUCAGCUUGUCACUCUUCGAGAUGUUGAUUUGGGCUAAGGCAGUGGAUAGCUAUUCAGAAUUAUGGGCAAGUCUGGGUGGUUAUUAUGAUAUUGUUGUAUAAGUAUGUUUUGUAUGUAAUGAAAUGUUGUCGAUGAAUCGAAAUGGAUAUACUGUGUAAAUGUGUUAGAAGAUCUCUCUUAUUUGGAAUUUCGGAAUGUUAAGUCUAAUUUAUGACGAUAUGAACUUGUGGUGAAUAGUUGGAGUUCUGAUUGUAUAAUUUAUUUAGCUUGUGGAUUUAUAAAUGUUGUUCAUGUUUGUCAAGUUGGCUUGGGUUGCCAUAAAUGUGAAUUAUCGAGUGAUGUGAUAUAUGAUUUUAAAAUGCACAGGUUUUAUGGAUGUGAAUUUGAUUGAAUGUUUUUCAGUGUCCUCAAACGUUAGUUUGGAUCCUGGAUGGAUUGGUCUGUGAUGAAAAUUGUUUUAAUAUCAUGGAUAUUUUUGAGGGGCGUGACAAACCUCCACCAUUCAGGAGUACCAAACCAGGUUUGAAUGGUUAUCUAAUCAAACUCUUGAUUGGUCUCAAAAACAGCUAUUGAGGACCUUUAUUGUGGGCUUGAAGCCGGAGAUCCGAGGAAAAGUUAAAGCACGACAACCGUACACGCUUAUGGCAGCCAUCUCUUUCGCAUAACAUCAAGAGGAGCAAUUGAACCAUGAAGCUCGAAGGACUAGGGUCACUCCUCAACCAGUAAUAUUGAAGCCCUUAGCCCCCCCUACUGUUGACCGAGUCCCUGCAUCAAAAAGGUUGACAAGAGAAGAGCUUCAGGAGCGAUCUGCGAAGGGGUUAUGUUGGCAUUGCGACGAGCCGUGGAGCCAUGAGCAUCGCUGUAGUAAAGGGAGACUUUCUCUCAUUGAACCAGUAGAAGAAGAGGUCAUUGAACAUCCAGAAGAGAGCAUUGAACAUCAAGAAGAAGAUGCAGAAGAAGAGCCAUAACCGACCGAAGUUACGGUACAUGCACUAGCCGGCUACUCAAACCCGCAAAUGAUGAAAGUUGGAGGCCUUCUCAAACAACAACUGAUCACUGUUUUCAUCGACACGGGCCGCAUUAAUAAUAUACUAAACAGUAAGGUUGCUAUCCGAAUGGCAUUACCUAUUGAGAAUCGUAGCAGGUUUGAUGUUAAGGUCACCGAUAGACGGAUUUUGAAGUAUGAUCGUAGGCGCCCGCAAGAGAAACUAUUGCUGCAGGACCAAGAGAUAAUUGCAGAUUUCUUCCUUCUCCCCCUUGAUGAUCAUGAGGCCAUGCUCAGAAUUAAAUGGUUGACAACAUUAGGUGAUUUUUCUUGGAAUUUUAUGAAACUAAUUAUGAAAUUUUACAGUAAGGAGAAACAAGUGAUACUGCACGGGAAACGUGGGGGCGACGUAACGAUGAUUUGCACACAACAAAUGAAGAAGGUUUUGCAUAAAGCAUGCAGUGGCUUUUUGGUACAACUUGAGCAGCAAACUAAGGGAGAGCCAACAAAAUUGGAAGAUCCAAAUCUACUUCCUUUGCUUGCUAAAUUUUCAGAUAUAUUUGACGAACUACGCAACCUACCUCUUACCCGUCGGCAUGAUCAUUGUAUAACGAUUCUUCCAGGCCAAUCUCCAGUAAAUGCUCAGCCAUAUCAGUAUCCACAUCUCCAGAAGGAUGAAAUAGAAAGGAUUGUAAAAGAGAUGCUCAAAACAGGAGUUAUUCGGCCAUGUGGUAGCCCCUACUCUUCACCGGUGCUCCUCAUACAAAAGAAGGAUGGAAUAUGGCGAUUAUGUAUUGAUUACCGAACUCUCAAUGGUAUAACCAUCAAGGAUAAAUACCCUAUUCUAGUAGUAGAUGAGUUGCAAGAUGAAAGGGAGCACAAAUCUUCACAAAGCUGGACCUUCGAUCCGGGUAUCAUCAAAUACGAGUAUGCGAAGAAGACAUACCGAAAACCACCUUUUGAACACACAAUAACCACUAUGAAUUUUUGCUUUCUUCAAAAGAAGGUGGAAUAUCUUGGGUAUAUCAUAUCAGAGGAAGGUGUGGCAGUAGACCCAUUCAAAAUUGGAGCAAUGCAAAAUUGGCUGACCCCGAGAAACAUAAAAUUGCUACAUCGUCAUUUCCUGCAGCCUAUUGCCCAAUCGGCCAGUUGGCUCCGCAACUCCGAUAUCCUUGGCACAAUACCAGCUCUUCUUGGCCCGAUGCCCGAGUCCACGGCCCGAAGCCUUCUGUCGAUAUGUCGACCGAUCCACCGGCCCGACGUCCAAUCUUCUGACAUGUUCCUCCGGCACAACAUGAUUUUCGUACUUUAAUUGUCUCAUCCUGAUCGAAGCAUCCUGCGUCACUCAAAACGCAGAUUAAAUCAUAAACAUAUAUCAAGUAGUUUCAUCAUCAAAAUACGAGAUUCAACAUAAUAAAGGUCCCCAAUAGUUGUUUUUUAGACCAAUCACGAGUUUGAUUUGAUAAUCUUUCAAACCUGGUUUGGUACUCCUGAAUGGUGGAGGUUUGUCGGAUCUUUGCUAGUUGUCCGUCAAUGUUCUCAUAAUAAGUUAGUCCGAAGCGGAUCAGUAGUCCUUCUUUGAAUUGUCGCCAUGAAAGGACUCCAUAAGUUUGUUCAAACUAGUCAAACCAUUGUAUGGCAUCCCCUUCAAGAUGUAUAGCUACAAUUUCCACCAUGGAUGCAUCUAUAGUUUUAUGGUACCGAAAAUAUCGCUCCGCGCGCGAGAUCCAUCCAAUUGGGUCUCCUUCUUCCCAUCUAGGGAAGUCCACUCUCUUGCGCGAAUAGUUGGGGUCGGUCAUUGUUAAUAUCCCUUACUUUUGAAAAUUAUUAAUAAGGAUUUAUAUGUAAAUUGGAGGACCUAAUGUAAAUAUAGAAAUUUUACGGACUAAACUGUUAAGUUGCAAAAAGAAAAAAAAAUAAAUAAAGAAAACCGAAAAUUUUGGUUUUAUCCCAACGCCUCCGUAGAGAGGAGCGGUGGGGCGUGGGGAGAAGAAGAAGAGAAGUUGAGGGAGAAGAGAAGAAAAGAAGAGAUUAGGAAGAAGAGGGAGAAGAGAAGAAAAGAAGAAGAAGAAGAAGAGAGGGAAGAUGGAGAGGAGAGAGAGAGAGGCAGCUGCUGCAGCACCUCUGUUUUCCGCAGGUGGAAACAAAGGAGAGGAUGUGUGGGGCGUUGGGGAGGAGAAGGGAAGAGGAAGAAGAAGAAGAAGAGAGGAGGAUAGCGGUGGCAAGGUUGCAGCGAGGAGGUGUGUGGCGUUGGGGAGGAAAAAGGAAGAGGAGAAGAAGAGAAGGAGAACAAGAGGGAAAAGAGAGGGAAGAGGGAGAGGCGCGAGAGGUGGCAGCAGCUAGGGCUGCAACACCUCUGUUUCCUGCAGGUGGAAACAGAGGAGAGGUGUGGUGCAUUCGAAGAGGAGAAGAAGAAGAAGAGGAAGAGAAGAGGAAGAGGAAGCAGGAGAAGAGGUUGUGAUACCUCUGUUUCCUGCAGAGGAAACAGAGGAGAGGGUGUGUGUGACGCCGGGGAGGAGGAGGGAAGAAGAAGAGGAGAAGAAGAAGAGAAGGGAAAGGAGGAGCUGCGGCUGCGGCGGUGGAAGCUGCAGCUGGAAGAGAAGGAGAGGAAGAGAUGGUGAGGAAGAAGAGAAGAAGUAGAAGCGGGUGAAGAGGCGGCACCUCUGUUUCCUGCAGGAGGAAACAGAGGAAAGGAGGUGCUGUUCGUCGGGGAGAAGAAGGGGAGGAAGGAGAAGAAGAGAAGAAGAAGAAAGGAAGGAGAAGGAAGAGGAGAAGGGAAAGAAGUAGCUGCGGCUGUGGCUGUGUGUUAGGACUCUAUCUAGGAGAGUCCUAAUUGAGAGGGACAUUCAUGUAAAACUGUUAGGACUUUAGCUAGGAGAGUCCUAAUUGAGAGGGACAUUCUGUUAGGACUCUAGCUAUGAGAGUCCUAAUUGAGAGGGACAUUCUGUUAGGACUCUAGUUAGGAGAGUCCUAAUUAAGAGGGACAUUCAUGUAAGAGGUUUUUUCUUAGAGAAGAAUUAGGAGUUGUAAGGGAAUAUGAGUCUUGAGUAGGAGUCAUAUUAGGAGUUGGUUAGAAGUAAGAGUCUUAAGUAGGAGUCCUAUUAGGAGUUAGGGUUUAGAAGCCCUAUAAAUAGCCAUGUAUUCCUCCUCUUUUCUCAAGCAAUAAAUGAAACUUUUUUGCAGCCUUUGAGCAGCGCUUGGAGGGAGGAACCCCUAUAGAGUUCCAAGGAGGCCGAUCCCCUAAAGAGAUCAACCCCAAGUUUAGAAUCUGCAAGGGUUCUAACACCUGGUAUCAGAGCAGCGUUCUUGGCAUCUCGCUGCCCUUCCACAGCCAUCCAUCAACCCUCUACAACCAUCCAAAGCAAUUCCCAUAAUUGCUUAAAAGAUCGUCACCGAAUUCCGCCAUCAUCUCCACCACCGCGGAUCAUCCUUUGAUCUCCCCGUUAAUUGCAACAGGUUCUGGUUUCCUACCUUACUGCUGCUGCAAUUUAGUUAUCCUUAUUCGAAAAUCCAAAAAAAAAAAAAAAUCGUUCCUAUAUUGCUGCAUAAACUUUUCGUCACAAAGUUUUCAUCUCUACGACGAAAGAUACAUUGCAGAAUUCCAACCGCAUAGCACCAUCUGUUUGAUCUUGCUACUGUGCUUUUUCUAUCCAAAUUUCUACGAAAUUUUUAUGACAUCCUUGACACUUCCUAACAGUGGACUUCCCUUUGGUUUCAUCAAAAAAUUCUCAAUAUAAACUACUGAUCUUUUAUGUCCAAUCUGCUGCACUUGAAUUGCAGAAUUCAAGCCGCAUAGCACCAUCUGUUUGAUCUUGCUAUUGUGCUUUUUCUAUCCAAAUUUCUACGAAGUUUUUAUGACAUCUUUGACACUUCCUAACAGUAGAUUUCCCUUUGGUUUCAUCAAAAAAAUCUCAAUAUAAACUACUGAUCUUUUAUGUCCAAUCUGCUGCACUUGAAAAUCUAUGCUGCAGAAAAUUUCAACUGCAUAUCGUUGCCUUAACCCAUCUAUUUGCUAUCUUUUUUGAAUUAAAUUUCUUAUACACUUCAUAGAUCAUCUUGGAUUCCAUCUAAAAUUGAUCUAUUAAGAAAUUCAUCUCUAAAAACGAUUUUAUGUUGCUGCAAAUUUUCAUCGUAACCCGUUGAAAUUUUUCGACGACAAUUCUGCAAUUGCAACUUGCACCAAUUUCCUUGCUGUUAUAAUGCCGAGAUUUUCUUGAUUAAAUUAGACAUCCUUGCUGUCAUAUAAACUGUGAUUUUGCUAUCAAUUCCCUCCUCAAUUCUCUAAGUUUUUGGUGGAAAUUACGUUGAGAAACCGUUGUUUCUUCGACGACAAUUCUACUCUUACAAGACAGCACAUACUUGUUGCAACUUCCACGGAUUUCUGUCAAACCUUUGCUACCAUCUACCACAGAUCCAAAACUUUCAUCCACAGCCCUAAAACUCUACCAAACCACACCCUCAAACUGCACCCAAAACAGCCACAAAACAAGCCUAAAUCGUAGCCUACAUCCACCGAUCCACCAACCCUUUCGACCAUCACUUCUCUCAACCUAUACAUGCCUUUAACCUGACAACAAAAGAGAGAUCUUAACAUCAUAGAUUUGGAGGUAUAUACUAUGGCAUCUAAGGAGGCAAUCGAUGCUAAAUUCGAAGCCUUGGAGGCGCGAAUGGAGGAUAAGAUUCGGACGCUCUUUACCGAACUCAGAUUGGGCCGACUACUAAGCCCGAAAAAAUCAUAUCACAGAGA